AUGAAUGCAUCAGGUAACGGUAACGACUACCCGAUGCAUCCCGAAGACGGCGACGACCACAUGAUGGUGCAUCCCGAAAACGAGCAACGGAGGAAGGGCAAGGGGAGACAGAAGAUCGAGAUGGCGAAGAUCGAGAACGACACCAAUCUCCAGGUCACCUUCUCAAAGCGCCGCGCAGGCGUCUUCAAGAAGGCGAGCGAGCUGAGCAUACUGUGCGGCGCCGAGUGCGCCCUUGUGGUCUUCUCCCCCGGGUUCCUCCAAGCUAACGGCGGAGGUGGAGGGGCUCCGCCGCCAGUGAAUGCAGCGGAAAGGAUGAUCAUGGUCCACAGCGAGGCGGCCACGGCCCAGCGCAACCAGGAGCUGGUUGCGUUGGAGACGCGGGUGGAGCAGGCGAAGCAGAGGAGGAGGGAGCUGGACGGCAUGGUUCCUCCGCUGCAGAUGGAAAAUCUCAACUACGAGCAGCUCGAGCAGCUGAGGAACUCGGUGUUGAUGUACAAGCACGGGGUCGGAGCCAAGUUCAGCGGUGCCACGUCAUCCUCGGUGGGCCCCGGUGCUUAUCGCUACGGUCAGCCGGGGUUGGGAUACACGGUGCAGUAUCCGGCAAUGGGGGAUAAUAAUGGUAUGGCUGGCUACAAUUAUGGAGAUCCCUCCGCCGUUGUUCCGUAUGACCCCGCCACCGGCACCUCUAACGAUAAUUAUGGAGGAUUUCCCGGCAACUACCACCACCACCACCACCCUGGGUAUUAG
Molecule: messenger RNA, 747 nt
Organism: Salvia splendens (bonfire salvia)
Lineage: Eukaryota; Viridiplantae; Streptophyta; Magnoliopsida; Lamiales; Lamiaceae
Product: agamous-like MADS-box protein AGL62
Exons: 2
Coding region: 1-747 (248 amino acids)
Biological process (GO): regulation of transcription by RNA polymerase II
Molecular function (GO): RNA polymerase II cis-regulatory region sequence-specific DNA binding; protein dimerization activity; DNA-binding transcription factor activity, RNA polymerase II-specific
Source: RefSeq, a predicted model, not a curated record